AUUUACUUGAAAGUUCAAUUGAGCUCCAUUCUUUAUAUCAGCACUUGGUUCAAAAUGUUUGGCAUUCGCUCAUUCGUCCGCCAGACGCCUAGGUGGACGCAGCUCCGUGCUGUGUCGACGCUCGAGGGCCAUUCUCAUAUUUACGUAUUCCCCAAAAACGGCACCAACAUCCUCUCUCUCCUACCCUCCGAACCCACCAACCCGGAUCUCGCCCUCGGCGUGACCUCCAAGCUCCCCCCAACACCCGAUUCCUUCAAAGAGAACCCGAAAUUCCUCAACAUCCUGCAAGAAGUGAUCGCGGAGCAUGGAUACAAAGAUCCAGAAGCUGUUUCACAGGCCCAGGUGAUGGUCUCAACAGCAGGCGCUAACCUAAUGUCUGGGGGAGUGCUGAUGGGUGGCGCACGGUCGAGGAGACGGCGCGGCGAAGUCGGUGACUCCAGUGGCGGAGCUAGUGGUCAAGGGGGUGCUGGUUCGGCGGGGAGGGGAGGCUGGAUUCAUUUGUCGGAUGGUAGACGGCCGCCGGAGUAUGGGAGGAUUGCUUGGCCUGAGGAUAUCUUUGGGAGUCUGGAGGUGGAUGCUGACGGGAAGUUUGUGGGAGGGAAUGGUAAUUAUCAGGCGAGUGGAACUUAUCGCAUCGUGACUCGUGAUGGAAUUUUCGGUCUGAGCCCAUUUCUACGGGAGAAGUUGGUCCAGAGACUACGCCAGCAAGAGUCUCAAUAGGCUACUUGGUUAGGAGCCUUGUACAAUAGUUCAUGUUUGUAUUAUUUAAUGGGCUUUGUGGGAUAGUAUCUCCAUUCAUACUGCUGGCAGUUGAAUCAAGUUGGAUCAUGCCUCAAUUACAGAUAAUUAGC
Messenger RNA from Aspergillus eucalypticola CBS 122712, 851 nucleotides. RefSeq lists its product as uncharacterized. The record is from RefSeq and is a predicted model, not a curated record. The transcript is spliced from 5 exons. Lineage: Eukaryota; Fungi; Ascomycota; Eurotiomycetes; Eurotiales; Aspergillaceae. Bases 55 to 720 code for a protein of 221 amino acids.